Messenger RNA from Lycium ferocissimum, 3190 nucleotides. RefSeq names its product putative late blight resistance protein homolog R1B-14. The record is from RefSeq and is a predicted model, not a curated record. Gene Ontology annotation, molecular function: alpha-tubulin binding. Gene Ontology annotation, biological process: protein folding. The transcript is spliced from 3 exons. Lineage: Eukaryota; Viridiplantae; Streptophyta; Magnoliopsida; Solanales; Solanaceae. The coding region runs from base 1116 to 2288 and encodes 390 amino acids.
GGGCGCAUGAAGAAGGGUGUGCAGGCACAACAACAUACCCAGUUUGAUCUCGCAAGUAGGCUCUGGUCAUCCACACCUUACCCCUAGCUUGUGAGAGGUAGAGAAGCUGUUUCCGAUUUGCCUAAACAUUAUCCACCACAGCUUGACGACAAUGUGGGUGGACGCAAAAUUGAACCGGAUGAGAUGAUGAGUCAACUUAUGCAAACCUCAUCCCGAGAACCAAAAGUUGUGGCAAUUGUAGGCAUGGGGGGCAUUGGGAAGACAACUUUUGCCAGAAGAUUUUAUAAUGAUCCAAUAAUUGAAGCUCAUUUUUAAAUUCGGGCAUGGGUUACUAUGUCAAAAGAAUAUUGCAUUAGAAAAAUUCUCCUAAAGCUUUUUCAUUGUAUUGAUGAAGCACUUGCAUCAGAAUUUGAAACAGAUUGCGAAAAAAGUGAUGGUGACCUAGCAGCAGAAUUCAAAAAGAAAUUGCAAAGAGGCAGAUACCUAAUUGUCAUUGAUGAUAUAUGGAGCACCAAUGCUUGGGAUGAUAUAAGUCAGUGGUUUCCUGAUUACAAAGGAAGUCAGAUCUUACUUACCACUAGGUGCGGAAAUGUAGCAAGCUAUGCUGCUCACGGUAGUUGUCCUCAUCAAAUGUCUCCUUUAAAUCCAACUGAAAGUUGGGAACUAUUUCAAGAUAAGAUUAAUGUGAAAGAACAAUUCUCUCUGGAAUUUGUGGAAAUUGGGAAAAAUAUUGUUUACAGUUGUCAAGGCCUUCCUCUAUCAAUUGUUGUAGUUGCGGGCUUCUAUCCAAAUGCAGCAAUGCACUAGACAGAUGGCAGCAAGUUGAACAAAAUGUAAAAUCAGCAAUAUUUGAAGAUUCUCAUCAGCAAUGUGAAAAGGUCCUUGCUUCAAGUUACCACAAUCUACCCCGGCACCUAAAAGCUUGCUUUCUAUAUUUUGGGCUAUUUCCUGAAGACACUGAGGUUCACGUGGAUAGAUUAAUCGAGCUAUGGAUUGCAGAGGGCUUUCUAAAGGAAGCUUCUGAUAAAAGUUUGGAAAGCGUAGCUGAAGGAUAUCUACAUGAGCUUAUCGACAGAAAUUUGGUUUUCAUAAGCAGACAUAAUUUCUGUGGAGAAAUGAAAACAUGUAAGAUCCAUGAUCUUUUACAUGAGUUGUGCUUGCGAGAAGCUCAAAGUGAAAAUUUCCUAUUUGUCUUCCCACGAUCCAUACAGGUCUGCCAAAAGGAAUGUCGUCGGACCUUUGUCCAAUCAAUUUGUGACUAUGAUAGGAAAACCUCUUAUCCCUUCGAUCCAAAGAAAGUCCGGACUUUCAUCUAUUCUGGUAAUAUUUUGUUCAAAGAUUUGAACAUAGAUAGGUUAUUUGUCUACGGAAUUCUCAGUAUGAUCAGAGUAAUGUCCUUAGGUAACAUCAUUGUAGGUGACUUAGGUUAUCUUCGUAGUACUUACCCAACUAGACCAUCCUAUUUUGUGCAUUUAAGAUAUCUAUCCUUGGCGAUUCGUAAUAGUUCUGCAUUUCUCCUUAUCCCCAAGCUUCAUAAUCUGCAGACUUUGAUUGUUCAAAUAGGCUCUUUUCACCUUUCCAAUUUACCUAUAUAUUUGGAUAUUUGGACGUUGCCACAAUUAAGGAACCUUCACUUAGUGAAAAUAAAAGGAAGUCCCCCAUUUCCCCUGAUUAUUCUAGCUGUCCAAAUGGAGCGUGCAGUUUUGGAACAUCUACAUACUAUAACUGGAGUUGCUCCUGCAUGGUGUGCAAAUGAUACCUUUGCAAGUAUGCCUAACUUGAAGAAGUUGUGGAUUCGUUUUGACGAACUUCAUGAAAUCAGAAGUCCAUCUUUUGAUCUUUCAUGUUUACUUGUAGUUCAGGGCCUUGAGGCAGUUAAAAUUAAAUUUGAUGCUGCCUAUGAGCUCUGUUCGGUGAGAUUGCUGCGUCCCUUAACCCCUCAACGUUUUCUUAGAAAAAACAUUUUUCCACUAACCCUCAAGAAGCUGACAUUAGUCAAAUCACGUUUUUCAUGGAAAGAUAUGGACAUUGUUGGUACGCUGCCUAAUCUUGAGGCACUCAAACUGAAAAACCAUGCAUGCGCUGGUAAUGAAUGGAAACCUGCUGCCGGAGGGUUCUCUGUGUUAAAGUUCUUGUCACUUGACUGCAUAAGAUUCACCAAGUGGAAAGCUACCGACGAAAAUUUCCCUGUCCUUGAGCGCCUAUGUAUAUCCCAGUGCUGGGAGCUAAAAAAGAUCCCAGAAGAAUUUGCAUAUAUUUCAACACUGCUAGUGAUUGAGUUGGAUUAAUGUUCUCUUGGCCUUGCGAAAUCAGCACAACAGAUUUCGCAAGAGCAAGAAGAGUGCCUUGGAAGCAGAGGGACCAGAGUUUGUGUGUCCAGAAUCAAAACGAUGCCCCAUGACAAUUCAGAUAGUGAUGAGGAGCUCAAUGAGGAUCAAGCCUCAGAACUUCUGGAGUUCAGAUAUUAUACUUGUACCAAAGAUUUGAACGAUUAAGCUUGAAUCUGCUCCUAAUCAGAUAUCAACCAAUAAAGAUUUUCCUAGAAGAUAAGGCAGCUGAAAGCGACCUCUAAAAACCCGUUCAAGCUUAUAAGCAAGGUUUGAUUAUGAACAUUGAACACAUUCAGUUGACAUCUUUUAGAGUUGUACUAAAGGUAACGUGGAUGUUGUUGGAUUUCGAUGGUGAUCAGGUUCGUACAAAGCUUGCACAGUCAUUGAGCAAGGGGAAUUUGUAUUGAGACUGAAUUGUUGCAGUAAUUUUCUAAUACAGAGGCUCUUGGAUCUUCAACUAACAAGGUGAACCAAUUUUUUUUUUUGGACGAAAGAGAGAGAGUUGGUAGAAGCUCAAAGCUGCAUUGAAACAGCAGCAUGCUAAAGGGAAUUUUUUCUAGCCAAAACUCCAAGGAGGAAUAGUCAAAUCUCAGGCAGCAUUUCUGUUUUUAGUGUAUUGAUUCUUGUCCUUUAUUCUGUUUAAAUUUUCUUAAUUUGAACAUAAAUUAGGGAGUAAUACUCAUUUCUCUUCAUUUGAAGAUAUUUUAACUUUGCAUUUAUCUGAAAAGAAGAUUAUUAUGAAGUGUGUUUGGGGUGGGCAAUUCCAUUGGAUAUAUUUUAGUGCAUAAGUCAAUAGAUUCUACUGUUUGUCCCACCUUAAUUUUGUAAUUAGGAAUUAUCUGAUGCCAACAACACAGAAA